Acanthamoeba castellanii str. Neff is the source of this 3891-nucleotide messenger RNA. RefSeq lists its product as uncharacterized. The transcript is spliced from 19 exons. Gene Ontology annotation, molecular function: protein binding; cysteine-type deubiquitinase activity. The record is from RefSeq and is a predicted model, not a curated record. NCBI's taxonomy places the organism in Eukaryota, Discosea, Longamoebia, Acanthamoebidae. Gene Ontology annotation, biological process: protein deubiquitination. The coding region runs from base 1 to 3891 and encodes 1296 amino acids.
AUGUCGAUGAACGGAAAUGGACCUCGCAAGCGACCACCUCCCGCGCAGCAGCGGGACACCAUCAAGCCGUGGCUGGACGGCAAGCAGCCGACGCUCAAGAUCGCCGACGUCUACUACGUCAUCUCCACAAAAUGGCUGAAGCAAUGGAAGGCCUACGUGUCCUUCGAUGAAGAGACCACCACACCUGCAGCAGCGGACGAAGGAGGAGGAGAUGGCGCGGCGGAAGGGACCGGCGAACAGCCGCGGAAGCCGCCCAACUCCAUCGACAACAGCGUCCUGCUCAAGGACCCGGGCUUCAAGUCCAAGGGCAACGAGCCCGUCAUAAAGACCAAGGCCAUCGAGGGCGUCGAUUUCAUUCUCAUCCCACAGAAGCCCUGGGCCUACCUCUACAAAUGGUACGGUGGUGGGCCAGAGCUGGCUCGCGAGGUGAUCGGGGACGGGAAGGAGGGCAGGGCGCUGAAGGUCGAAGUGUUCCCUCUCGCCCUGACCUUCAAGAACACCAACACCGAGGGCCAGAUCAACCCCUUCUCCGCCAUCGAGGUGGUGGUGAGCAAGAAGGCGACUGUGGGGUACCUCAAGUCGCUCGUGUGCCGCAAGAUGGAACUCGACUCCGCCCACACGCGAGUCUGGAACUAUGUCAAGAAUACAGGCAAAUUGAUCAAGGAAGAGAAUGUGACGCUGGAGGAGGCCAAACUGGUGGACGGCCAGAGCCUGCUCAUCGAAGUGCGGCUGGACGACGGCUCGUGGCCGCGCGACGGCAUCAAGAAGCGAAAGAGCAGCGGCAGCGUCAAGGACAAACUUGCCGACGGCAUCGCGGACGAGCACCAACCGAGGAAAUACCAGUCGGGCAGCCAUCGGCCAGUGGGCAGCGGCGGCGGCAGCGGCGGGAGCAGCGGCGGCUACGGCGGGUCGAGCGGCGACGUCAAGGCCCGGCCCGGCACCUCCAAGGGCGUGUGCGGCCUCGUCAACCUCGGGAACACGUGUUUUCUGAACUCGGCGAUCCAGUGCCUGAGCAACACGGUUGCGCUGACCGAAUUUUUCCUGUCCGACGCCUACAAGGCCGACAUCAACAAGUCCAACCCGCUCGGCAUGAAGGGCCAGCUCGCCGAAUGCUACGCGGGUGUGGUCGGGCGACUUCUCGGCCGUGGCACCGCGCAACCUCAAACGCUGCAUCGGCAAUUCAACGGCUUCUCCCAGCACGACGCCCAGGAAUUUCUCGCAUUCCUUCUCGAUGGCCUUCACGAGGACCUCAACCGAGUUUUGAACAAGCCCUACGUGGAGAUCAAGGAGAGCGACGGCCGAGCGGACGAGGAGGUGAGCAGGGAGGCCUGGGAGUGCCACCUCAAGCGAAACCGAUCCGUCAUCGUCGACCUCUUCCAGGCCGAAGUGUGGAAAGGUGAGCAUCACGUUCGACCCUUCAUGUACAUUUCCCUCCCCAUGCCUCCCGAGAGCGAUCGCCUCAUCGACAUCAUCCUCAUCCCCAACGAACCACACCGGAAGCCAGUCAUGUACAGCAUCAAGUGCGCGAAGUCGGCGCGCGUCCAAAUUUUGAAGGAGAAGCUCGAGGAGUAUUCGGGCCUCAGCCGGCGCAAGAUCUCCAUGGUCGACAUCGAGGACCACUACAUCCACGGCUUCAUCCCCGACGCGCGCUCCGUCGCCACCUUCCGCACCAACGCCACUGCCUUUGCAUUCGAGACCGUGGGUCCCGUGGAUCCCAAGCAAGCGCUGCGAGUGCAGAUCCUCCACCGACGGCGGAAGAUCCCGCGGCAGGCGUUCGGCAUGCCGUUCGUGAUGUAUCUGUCGACCAAGCGCACCACCGCGCGACAGCUCUACACCAUGGUCUGGCAUCGCCUCUCCCGCUUUGCCGAGUCCAACGGCGUUGGCGGUCACACUGGCGAGGACGGCCCGCACGCUGCGCUCAAGGACACCGCGGCGAAGUCGGACGACGACAAACCGUCGACGCCGGAGAACGGCGUCAACGGCCAAUCGGGCGAGAAGAAGAAUGGAGGCGACGACGCCUCGACGAAGACGAAAAAGAACGAAGACGACAGCGAAGCCGACACGGCGUCGUCGUCGGCGGAGCGGCACAAGGCCAAGGAGGUCCAGCUCACCGACACGGAGAGCGGUAGCAUGAGCGGCGAGAGCUUCACCAGCAAAGAGAAGGAGGAGUCCAAGGAGAGCCGCGAGCGCGACAGCGUCGAUAGCAAGUCGAGCAGCGUCACGGCCGCCACGGCCGCCACCUCCAACGGCGCCAGGCCGACCACCACCACCGCCAGCAGCAGCAGCAGCAGCCGGACGUCGGCGUCGAGUUCGGCGGCGGCCGCGCAGUCCUACGAGCCGUUCGACUGGCCGCCGCAGCUGGACUUCACGCUCGACUGGGCCCAGCUGCCCUUCCGCCUCUCCUACGUCUCCCAGAACGGCAGCUCCUGCGGCAAAUGCUCCAGUAGCUGCACGGGAUGUCCGAUCAAGCCGGACGACGAGCCGCUCAAGUUCAAGCAGGUCAACCUGCCCACCAUCGCUGUCGAUUGGGACCCCAAGCUCCUGCGCGAGUUCCUGUCCAUCGAAAAGGCCGAGGCAAGUCUCCUCCCUCCCUCCCGCCUUCAUUUCUUUUCUCCCAAGUCGAGCGCGUCGCUCAUGUCUGCCGAGAUUGAGGACCAUGAGAGCGUGGUCACCAACAAGAAACAGGCCAAGAGGCGUCUGUGCCUGGACGACUGCUUCCGCCUGUUUUGCAUGAACGAACAGCUGGGCGAAAACGACCAAUGGUAUUGCCCCAAGUGCAAGGACUUCCGGCAGGCGCGAAAGAAGUUUGAGCUCUGGCAGAUGCCGCAGACGUUGGUGAUCCACCUGAAGCGGUUCCAGUACACCCGGUUCUCGCGCGACAAAAUCAUCACCUUCUGCGACUUCCCCCUCACCGGGCUGGAUCUGUCGGAGUACGUACAGAACUGCACGCAGAGCCCCAUCUACGACCUCUACGCCGUCGCGAACCAUCAGGGCGGGCUGGGCGGCGGCCACUACACGGCCUUCGGGCUGAACGCGCGGGACAACCGGUGGUACCACUUCAACGACGGGUCGACGACGGCCGUGUCCGACGACGCCGUACGCACGUCGGCGGCCUACGUCCUGUUCUACAAGCUGCGCGAGGGCAACGACCACCACCAGGCGGCGCCGGCGGCCAAGAAGGGCAAAAAGGAGAGCGGCAAGGGCAAGGAGAAGGGUAAGGCGGCUGCUGACGUCAGCACGCCGAGCGAGGCCGAGGCGGCGGCUACCAAGGGCAAGGGCAAGGAGAUUGACGGCAAGGACGACGACGACGGCAAAGCGCAAGUCAAAAAGAACGAAGACGACGAUAACACGAACGCGACAACGACCAGCGAUGCCACGAGCAGUGACAGCGCGGCGUUCGUGGGCGGCAAGGAGAAGAACGCGAGCCGGACGGUGAGCGUCGAGAGCAUCGCCGUGGUCGAUGAACUACAACAGCAGCAGCACGACGACAACCGCCACGGCAGCACCAGCAGCCAGGGCACCAGGACCAAGAAGAAGAAGACGAACGGCACCAGCAGCAAGAGGAAGAACAGCGUCGCGUCUGUGGAUACCAACGGCACCGGCGGCGGCGAGCUCAGCAGCAGCCGCAGCCGCAGCAGCACGGGCGGCGGCCGAGGUAGGAGCAGCACGAGCAGCAACAACGGCGUCGGCGGCGGCCUGGGCUCGUCACCGUCGAAGACCAUCAACGGCGGCGUGUCGUCUUCGUCAUCGACGUCGCUCGAUAGCAGCAGCAGCACGAGCAGCAAGAAAACGAAGAAGCUCAAGAAGGAGAAGAAGGAAAAGAAAGAGAAGAAGGAAAAGAAGGAGAAGAAGAAGGAGACGUCGUCGCGAAAAGAGAAGAUGGCCGUCUAA